Messenger RNA from Aplysia californica (California sea hare), 2721 nucleotides. RefSeq lists its product as uncharacterized. The record is from RefSeq and is a predicted model, not a curated record. The transcript has 2 exons. Lineage: Eukaryota; Metazoa; Mollusca; Gastropoda; Aplysiida; Aplysiidae. Gene Ontology annotation, molecular function: nucleic acid binding. Gene Ontology annotation, biological process: DNA integration. The coding region runs from base 1 to 2721 and encodes 906 amino acids.
AUGGAGAUGGAUAGUAGAGAACAGCAGGAUUUUGAUAUGAUUAAGAAGCGGUUGAAGGAGGCUUUCACAGACAAUGAGUUUAUGGCAUAUUGUAAGCUGCGCGAAUCGCGAUGGACAGGGGAACCAGUGGAUGUAUUCGCAAAUGAACUGAGGAGGCUGGGAAGGACAUGUGGGCUGGAGGGGGCCGGGCUUGAUAAAGUCGUUCAGUUGGCUUUCGUGACAGGGUUUCCUGGGAGCGUGUCAGUGGAACUUCAGCAGAUAAUGGGGGUUCAAACAACGAUUGGUAUGUCUGAGCUGGUUGGGAGAGCAAGGAUACUCACGGUCAACAAGGGCGGAGUGGGCAUGGCUGCACCUGCCUUGUCAGUGGGAAAGGACUCAGAAUCUGGACUGAAGUAUCAUUGGAUAGAAGGGAAGGCUCCGGUAUUGAAGAAUAAGGUGAGCCGUUACAACCAUGAAAUGAGCGCGGAGAAGGUUGCUAGCUUUGAGCAGGAGGUGGAGAAAUGGAUAAACGAGGGAAUAUUGAUGCCUUGGGACGAAGAGGUCGAUGAAGGGAUUAUUCCGCUGAUGGCGGUUGAUCAAGUCAACAAAAACAAGGUGAGGCCUGUGCUUGACUUUAGAGUGUUGAACGAAGCAGUGGAGUGCCACACAGGCGACGAUCUCAUAGACGUGUGCGAUGAUGUGUUAGGACAGUGGAGGCGGGUGGAGGGCGACACUGAGAUAGUUGAUCUGAAGGCAGCAUACCUACAACUACAUGUCAGUCGGGAAUUAUGGAAGUAUCAACUGGUGAGGUUCAAAGGAAAGACCUACUGCCUGACGUGGUUAGGUUUUGGGCUGAACUGUGCGCCGCGAAUAAUGACGAAAGUGUUGAAGACCGUGCUGGAGCAGAGGGAUGAUAUUCGAUGUUCCACAAGUUCAUAUAUUGAUGACAUUUUGGUGAAUGUGUCCCAAGUCAGCUCAGAGGAUGUUAUUUCGCACUUGAGGAGGUAUGGGCUUGUUGCCAAACCGGCAGAGAAGUUGGAAGGUGGAACUGCGCUGGGGUUGAAGCUUUUUAGGGGUCCAGCGGGCAGGUUGUGGUUUGGACGAAGCGGGGAGUUACCAAGGGUGAAUCGUCGACUGACGAAACGAGAGUUGUUUUCACUGUGUGGGAAGCUCACUGCACAUUAUCCUAUUGCGGGAUGGCUAAAGUUGGCAUACAGUUACGUGAAACGCCAUUCAGGGGGAGAGAAAUGGGACAGCUAUAUUUGUGAGAGGGCUCAGGUAAUGGUGGAGGAGAUUGUAGCGCGUGUUGGAAAAGAUGAUCCGGUCAGGGGAGAACAUCCCACUGAUGGCACCGUCUGGUGUGAUACGAGUGACUUAUGCGAAGGCGUAAUCCUAGAGAUAGACGGAGUGGUGGCUGAGGAUGUGGCCUGGAUGAGAAAGCCAGAUGAUUAUCACCAUAUAAACGUGGCAGAAUUGGCUGCGGUACUGAACGGUGUGAACUUAGGGGUGAAAUGGGGGCUUAAAGAUAUGCUUAUUAUGACAGGUUCGGUUACUGUGGGCCGAUGGAUCGAUUUGACCUUGUCAGAAGAAAGGCGAGUCAAGACUGCGGGUGCAGCAGAGAUCUUGGUGAAGCGCAGGUUGGCAGUACUGAAGGAGAUGGUUGAAGAACUGGGACUAACAAUCCGGGUACAGAUCAUAGGGUCGAAAGGCAACAAGGCGGAUGCGAUGACCAGGGUUAGGAAGGAGUGGAAGGAAUGGGCCAAAGUCGACAGAUUGGGUUGUGGGGCGGUUGUUUUUUCUGCAAAGGAACUUCACGAUCAGCAUCACUUUGGAGUGGAAAGGUCAUGGUAUCUGGCACGACAGGUGGACCCAAGCAUCACGAAAGAUCAGAUGAAGGAUGUGGUGAGGGGUUGUGAGAAAUGUCAGUCCAUCGAUCCCGCACCGGUCGGACACACGGUUGGGGAGCUGAGCAUAGAUAGAAAUUGGGAACGUUUGGCAAUUGACGUUACCCAUUAUUGCGGCGUGCCGUAUUUGUCAAUGGUGGAUUGCGGCCCAGGUAGAUUCGCGAUCUGGCGACGGCUGAGAAAUGAGCAAACGGAGCAAAUUAUUUCUGAAUUGAGGCAGGUGUUUUACGAGCGAGGCCCAGUCACUGAAGUGCUGAUGGACAACGCGGCAGCCUUUAGAUCGACGGCUUUUAUGGAUUUCCUUGCAGGAUGGAACGUGGGGCCUUUCUUCAGAGCGGCCUAUCGACCGGGGGGGAAUGGAAUAGAGGAAAGGAAUCAUCGGACUAUCAAAGCGAUAGCGGAGCGAGGAAACAUGUCGCCGGUGGAUGCAGUAUUUUAUUACAAUUGUUCACCGAGGUAUAGACAAGAGGAGACCUCUGUGCCUCAAAGGUCGGUCUUGAGAUAUGAAUGGAGACUACCAAUAGUUGUUCCGGUGGAACACGAGGGAGAGUCAUCGACUACAGUAACAGUGGGUGAUGAGGUGAGGGUUAAACCACCUGAUGCCAAGUGCACAACUCAAUGGGAUCGGGGAGUUGUGACCAAGAUCAAUUCCACGAAUAAUGUCGAAGUGGACCAUAUGCCUCGGCAUAUACAGGAUGUGAGGGUCGCCGGAGAUCGCGACCAGCAUGUGGCAGUCCACGAGGAGGCUCAGGAGGUGCAACCACGGGCAGAAGUCGGACGUCGGUAUCCUCAGCGACACAGGCGGGAGCCAGCGUGGCAUGGUGAUUAUGAGAUGUAG